Messenger RNA from Serinus canaria (Common canary), 3519 nucleotides. RefSeq names its product probable E3 ubiquitin-protein ligase IRF2BPL. The transcript is spliced from 2 exons. Gene Ontology annotation, cellular component: nucleus. The coding region runs from base 873 to 2648 and encodes 591 amino acids. The record is from RefSeq and is a predicted model, not a curated record. Gene Ontology annotation, biological process: regulation of transcription by RNA polymerase II. Lineage: Eukaryota; Metazoa; Chordata; Aves; Passeriformes; Fringillidae. Gene Ontology annotation, molecular function: transcription corepressor activity.
UUAAUCUACAUAACCACACCCACUCAUAGUGUGAUCGCGCACCCAUGCUAUGCGCGGGCUCAGCUCUGCGCAUGCGCAGUGUCAUUCGCGCCCCUCCCGUCCCGCCGCCGCCUCGGACCCCUCAGAGGCGGCCGGUUCGUACCGGGGGGAAAAAAAGGGAAAAGAGCGGGGUCUGAGGGGAAAGGGAGCCGUGAGGAGGGGUCUGAGGGGAAAGAGAGCCGUGAGGAGGGGUCUGAGGGGAAAGGGAGCCGUGAGGAGGGGUCUGAGGGGAAAGGGAGCCGUGAGGAGGGGUCUGAGGGGAGAGAGGGCCGUGAGGAGGGGUCUGAGGGGAAAGAGAGCCGUGAGGAGGGGUCUGAGGGGAAAGAGAGCCGUGAGGAGGGGUCUGAGGGGAGAGAGGGCCGUGAGGAGGGGUCUGAGGGGAGAGGGGUCCUUGAGGGGGAGUCUGAGGGGAGGGAAGGGACUUGAGGAAGGGUCUGAGGGGAGGGGGGGCUCUUUAAGGAGUCUCUGUGGGGUCUCUGCUCUGAGGGGUCCCUGAGGAGGGGAUUUGGAGGGGUCUUUAAGGAGUCCCAGUGCUGAGGGGGGUCGGGGGGGUCUCUGUUUUGAGGCGGGGUCCCUGUUUUGAAGGUGGGGGGUCUUUGAGGUGGGGAUGUCCUUGAGGGGUCCCUGAGGGAUCUGUGUUUUGAGGGGUGUCCCUAUUUUGAGGAGGGGUCCCUGAGGUGUCCCUAUUUUGAGGGGGGGUCCCUGAGGGAUCCCUGUGUUUUGAGGGGUGUCCCUAUUUUGAAGGUUGUCCCUGAGGGAUUUGUGUUUUGAGGGGUGUCCCUAUUUUGAGGAGGGGUCCCUGAGGGAUCCCUGUUUUGGGGGCUCCCCCAGCCAUGUCCCUGUCCCCUCUGUCCCCCCUGAGUGACCACCGGCCGUGUUCCAGCCCGCUGGCCGGUGGCCCGGCGUGGCGGUGGCACCGGUGCCAGGUGUGCCACCUGUGCCAGGUGUGCCAGCUGUGCCAGCUGCCCAAGCCCCCCUGGGCCGUGCUGGGUGACUUCAGCCAGGCCGUGUGCCGCGCCUGCGUCAACACCGAGGGUGUGAGCCACGUGGAGCUGCUGCUGGCCACCGCUGCUGGCCACCGGGGCCACCAACGGGCCACCAGGGCCACUGGCAUGGGGCUGGCACUGUCACCCAGUGUCCCCAUGGUCACCUCAGAGAGCACCAAGAGCCGCCUGGCGCUGUCACCAACUGUCCCCAUGGAACUGAGCUGUGUCACCUUUGAGGCCACCCAGCGCCACCACCGCGAUGCCACCCUGGCAGUGUCCCCAAGUGUCCCCACGGAGCUGAGUGACGCCCUCCAUGGCCGCGUCACCUUGGAGGUCACCGAGCGCCGCCACCGCCAUCAUGUCACCCUGCCACUGGACGUGUCCCCAAGUGUCCCCGCGGGGCUGAGCGAGGCUUUGUGCAGCCGUGUCACCUUUGAGGUCACUGAGCGUCGCUGCCACGAUGUCACCUCCCCGGCUGUCCCCACGGAUCUGAGCUGCCACUGUGCCAUCCCAACAGUGUCCCCGGCUGUCCCCACGGAUCUGAGCUGCCACCGUGCCACCCCGGCAGUGUCCCCAGCUGUCCCCGCGGAUCUGAGCCGCCCCUGCGCCACCCCGGCAGUGUCUCUGGCUGUCCCCGCGGAUCUGAGCUGCCACCGUGCCACCUCAGUGGUGUCCCCAGCUGUCCCUACAGAUCUGAACUGCCACCGUGCCACCCCGGCAGUGUCCCCAGCUGUCCCCAUGGAUCUGAGCUGCCACCGUGCCACCCCAGCGGUGUCCCCAGCUGUCCCCGCGGAUCUGAGGUGCCACCGUGCCACCCCAGCGGUGUCCCCGGCUGUCCCCGCGGCGCUGAGCGCGGCGCUGGCCGCAGCGUGGCCGGGCAAGCCGCGGGCGGUGCGGGAUCGCCUCUCGCUGCUGGCGGCCUGCGCUCCCUUCGCCGUUCGCUUCCGCAAGGACCCCGCCUUGGUGGGGAGGGUCUUGGCCUUCGACGCCUUCCCCCGAGCCACCACCGGGCCCGGUGGCCACCGAGGCGACUUCGAGCUGCGGCUGUUCGCCGAGUACCCGUGCGGCUCGGGCAGCGUGUACGGCGCGCUGGGGCUGGCGCGCAGGAUGCUGCAGGACUGCGGGCGGGCCCCGGGCAGGGCCGGCAUCUCCUCGGGGUACAAACACCUCGAGUACGAGAAGAGCCAGGGCAGCGGCGAGUGGCGGCUGCUGGCCGAGCUUUUCACCGAGCCCGUGCGCUUCUUCCGCCGCCCGCCCUCCCCCGAGGCGCUGCCGCAGCAGCAGCGCUGUCACCUCCCGUUGUCACCACCGCCGCCGAGGAGACGCCGCAAAUCGUCCCCCGAGGGGCGGGUGGUGGUGGCAGGGCCGCUGAGCUGCGGGCGCUGCCGGCGGAUGCUGCGGGACACGCACUUCGUGCAGUGCCCGGCCGUGCCCCGGCACCGCUUCUGCUUCCCGUGUGCCCGCCGUGCCAUCCGUGCCCGCGGGCCCGGCCGCGCCGUGCACUGCCCCAGCGGAGCGCGCUGCCCGCUGGCCGGCUCCGGAGUGCCCUGGGCGUUCAUGCAGGGUGAGAUCAGCGCCAUCCUGGCCGGAGGUGAAAGGGUUAAACGGGAGAGGGACCCCUGAGGGACACUGACCAGCUCCGGAGUGCCCUGGGCAUUCAUGCAGGGUGAGAUCAGCGCCAUCCUGGCCGGGGAUGGAAGGGUUAAACGGGAGAGGGGACCCCUGAGGGACACUCGGGAGUGGCCACUGGCCGGAGAUGUGAGGGUCAAGCUGGACACUGACCCCUGAGGGACACUCCGGGUCCUGUCUGAGUGACAGCUGCUGCCCAAUGGCCGGAGAGGUGAGGUUGGUCAAGCUGGACAUUGACCCUUGAUGGUCACUGGGUCUUGUCUGAGCAGUGGCUGGAGAGAUGAGGGUCAAGCUGGACACUGAUGGUCACUCAGGGGUGGUCACUGGCCAGAGAUCUGAGGAUCAAGCUGGACACUGACACUUGAUGGUCACUCAGGGGUGGUCACUGGCCAGAGACGGGAGGGUCAAAGGCAGAGUGACCACUGAGGGACACUGGGUCUUGUCUGAGCAGUGGCCAGAGAGGUCAGGGUCAAGCUGGACACUGACCCCUGAUGGUCACUCAGUGGCAGGGGGGGGGUCACUCACUGGGUCCUGUCCGAGCAGUGGCUGGAGACGGAAGGGUCAAGCUGGCCCCUGAUGGUCACUCAGGGGUGGUCACUGGCCGGAGACAUGAGGGUCAAGGGCAGAGUGACCCCUGAUGGACACUGGGUCUUGUCUGAGCAGUGGCCGGAGAGAUGAGGGUCAAGCUGGACACUGACCCCUGAUGGUCACUCAGGGGUGGUCACUGGCCAGAGAGAUGAGGGUCAAGGACAGAGUGACCCCUGAUGGACACUGGGUCUUGUCUGAGCAGUGGCCGGAGAGAUGAGGGUCAAGCUGGACACUGACCCCUGAUGGUCACUCAGGGGUGGGUCACUGGCCAGAGAGA